AGACUCGCUGGCUGUCAAACGUGUUUGGGUUGUUGUUGGUCUGCUCGGCCGACUGAUUAGUUGUUGUUUAUUAUAUUUUUUAACGCGCUCAACGUGCAAUACAAUUCACAGAAAACAAACAAAAACUAUUUUUAGGCUGUGAAAAUUUCAAAGUGCAUGUAAAUGUAAAAACACAUGCAUGCAUACAUAAUUAUUAUUAACCUUUAGCAGAAGCCAGCAAAGUUUUUAAGCAAAAUGUCACCGUUUGAGUGCAAAUCGCGUCGUGGCACCAAAAUCUCAGUCAUAAUACUGGGAACAGCACUAUGUUUUGUUAUGAUGGCAUACUUUGUGUUCGGUGACAGCAACGAUGAGCAGGGAUUGAAGAAACUACGCAUGAUCUCGGUUCUGUUUCGCCAUGGUGCAAAGAGUCCCAGUGGCUUCUAUCCGAAUGAUCCACAUGCGGCACAUGAUUGGCAUGAAGGCCUAGGUGCGCUCACUCCGAAGGGCAGUUUGCAGUCUUACAAUCUGGGUAAGAAUCUUCGUAUGCGAUAUUAUCGUUUAUUGCCAGCCAACAGCAUCUACACUCAGCAGCAGGUGCAUGUCUUAAGCUCAGCCGCGGAACGCUGUGUGAUGAGCGCGCAAAGCGUUUUGGCAGGCCUAAUGCCACCGCUGGAGAACAACAAUGUGCUACCCAUACCCUGGCAACCAGUGGCUAUCAAUACUCUUGCGCGCAGUGAUGACAUUCUGUUGGCCCAAAAGAAACCCUGUCUGAAGUAUGAGAAUAUUCUUCAGAAGCUCUAUAAAGCUCCACCACCCGAGCUACAUAAGCUAAAUGAGGAUCACAAGGCGCUCUACAAACUGCUGAGCAAGAACACAGGCAGGAACAUAUCCAAUGUCCUGGAUGUUGAGCUUCUGUAUAAUACACUUAAAACAGAAGAGGAGGCCAGCUUGGCGUUGCCCGACUGGACAGAGAAUAUAUAUCCGGAGGAAAUUAGACCAUUGGCAGAGCGCAGUUAUGUUCUAUUUACCGAAACACAUCUUAUGAAGCGUAUAAAGGGCGGCGCCUUUCUUGCCGAAAUACUUAAAAAAAUGCAAAACAAGCGUCGAAAGAAUUUAAAUCCUGAUCGCAAGAUCUUUCUUUAUUCAGCGCAUGAUGUAACGCUUGUCAACGUUAUGAACUCACUGGGCAUCUUGGAUCAGACGGCCAAUUUGCCGGAAUAUGCUUCGGCUUUAGUAUUUGAGCUGCAUCACAGCAAAUCCUUUAGUGAUGGUGAUUUUGAAGUGAAGCUGGUUUACUACUACAACAGUGAGGAUAAGUUUCCCAAGGAGCUGAGCAUACCCGAUUGCAAUGCACCCUGUUCGCUAAGUCAAUUUAGCGCCACAUUGGAGCCACUACUCUUGGACAACUAUGAUGAGACUUGCGAGAAUCCUACUCCCGAUUGCAAGAACUGAUGAUUUUAAGUUAAUGAAUUUAUGUUUUACGUUAUUGUUAUUGUUGACAAGAUAUACUUUUAAUAUAUUCUAGUAUCAUUUGA
Messenger RNA from Drosophila busckii, 1514 nucleotides. Its product is annotated as lysosomal acid phosphatase. Gene Ontology annotation, molecular function: phosphatase activity. Lineage: Eukaryota; Metazoa; Arthropoda; Insecta; Diptera; Drosophilidae. The coding region runs from base 235 to 1431 and encodes 398 amino acids. The record is from RefSeq and is a predicted model, not a curated record. Gene Ontology annotation, biological process: dephosphorylation. The transcript has 7 exons.